Messenger RNA from Cryptococcus amylolentus CBS 6039, 1252 nucleotides. RefSeq lists its product as hypothetical. Bases 705 to 1013 code for a protein of 102 amino acids. Lineage: Eukaryota; Fungi; Basidiomycota; Tremellomycetes; Tremellales; Cryptococcaceae. The record is from RefSeq and is a predicted model, not a curated record. The transcript has a single exon.
GUUUGGACUCCACAAACAAGCCCACCGAAGGCCGAAAGAUAACUUAAAAACGACCCAUGCUUUCCCAUCAUGCGCAUGUCCGUGUUGGCGUGUCCGGCGCGGUCAUGGCCGCUGAUCUGAUCGGUCUAGACCCGUCUUAUCCGAACGCAAAACGAAGUGGACCGAAAAGAGUUGCACAGUUGGACUUGGUUGGCCGUUGGUGUGGCUGAAGACCCGACGAUAGCCGUCUGGCUUCAAAAUUCUCGGGCCUUGGGCCUUGGGGUCCCACUCAUAUGCAUGAAUCUCGAUGUCUCGGCAAAAGACGUUCAUGAACGGUGUCCCCGUCGCCUCGCCUCGACGUGCGUGUCGUAUUUGGGUUGCGCAAGUCACAAAGCGAUAUUGGAAGCGCAACCGACCCCGUCAAGGGUUACCGUCGGCCGUCGGCCUUGAUAGGUAUGAUGAGCAGGCGUUCUCGUCAUGAGGCGUUAUCUUGCCGUCAUCACAUGCGCAAAUCAAAGUCGCGUUCCCGGGUUGUAUCUUUUCGGGUCUGGCGCUCUUGAAGGCGCUUGGGGCGGCUCUCAUAUGUCAGCUGUCCGUUGCAGUUGUCACGGGUUGAGCGCUGUGGUGUACUUGGUCUGGACUCCAAGAGGAUGAGACAGAGGGUGCGAACGUGCGUCUAUCUGCUUCGCAUGAUCUAGCCCGAGACAGACGGAUGGUUCCAUGAUAUGAUUCCGAGCGCUCGGAAACCGCAACAUCAACGAAUUGCUGACGACUCUGUCAAUUCUCACUCAACUACUCAUCGCUUCUGCUUCCUCGGCCUUGUCCGAUGCUUUCUCAUUAUCACUCCCUUUAUGUAUCGCACCGCCACAUGCCAUGUGCAAGCCCGGCGUGAUAAGGCGAAGAAGGUACCAUGCUGGCGCAUGCUCCUUAUCCUAGUUCUUAUCUUUGUUUUCGCCAAUGCCGACGAGGAUAGCGGCCAUCUCGUCCGAGUCCCCGGGUCCCUUGCGGCUUGCGUUGUACAGUAUUUUGGGUGAUUGGAUCCGAGUUUGAGAUAUUGUGGUGCUCUCGAGUGUCGUUUAAAGUUGGCGGUGCUAUUGAGCGGUGGGUGUUGAUUUGCUAUCACCUCUUAUCAUAAGCGUGGAUCUCGUUUAGGGGGACGGGCAGGCGAGACCUUUUUGCAGUUGGUUUGGGCUUCGACUCGUUUAUGAGAUCCGGGAUUGCUUGUUUGAAUUGUUGUAUUCGUGCCCAUGCAUUCCCGCUCUACCUGUCCGCG